AUGUCAGAAUCAGACCCAGAGAAGCCUCAGACCCCCAUUCCUCAAAGCACAGCUGGUGUUCCUGAUCCUGCUCCGGUUGCUGUCGGGCCUGGAGGCUCAAGGGACGUCGCCGUUGGUGAGCAAAACCUUAACUUCACCACCACAGACGUCAGCCUGGUGGAGAUGAUGGAAAUCGAGUACACCCAGCUGCAGCACAUCCUUUACUCGCACGUGGAGGCCCAGGCUAGUGGAGUUGAAGUGGAAGCGAGGCUCAAUUCUUAUUCCUCGCCUGGUAAUUCUGCAGACCCCGCUCUGCGCCAGACCUCACUGAACACCGGUCAGGAGGGGUGUUUAUCCAACAGCUCUGGGAACCAGCUGUUUUACCCACCUGUGUGUCAGGCAGGCUUGCCUUCUGACAGCAAUUUGCGGAGUUCAAACCCACGUUUGGGCUGCACUGACUUUCAGGAGCUCAGAAUGAUGUUGCUCAGCGAGGCUAACCUCCCUUUGAACCAAACAGAUAAAAUGCCCAACAGUGGCUCUGUAGAAGUCCCGGGACACAGUUUAGUCAAAGUUAAACAUGAUGAAAAUUUUGUUGAGAUGAAUAAAGAAAACACACUUGUUGAAAAUUCGGCACUGGCACCAGAGCCGAGAUCUAAAUCUACAGUCAGAGUUCGGUUGGAAGACAGAUUCAACAGCAUCCAGACAGAAACCCCCAGAUGUCAAGAACCCCAAGAAUCUGGAGUAACCCUUAACAAUUUAGUAACGUUGAUUCACCAGCCGUCAGAACUGGUAGGUGCUCCUCUUCAUCAGCAAGAGGACAAGUGUGCUGUGCUGGGGAAAACCAAGCCUGCGCCCGCCGCGCCUGCUCUGCAGUUCACGUACCCGUUGUUCACGGUGAACGCGUGUUCCGCUGCUGGGAGCGCGAAUCCUUCCCAAGCACAGACCUCUGGAAUGUCUUGCGCUAUUUUGGAAGCUGCCAAACAUCAAGACCUUGGGAUACCCAAGACGUUGUCGUUCUGCUGUCAGGAAUCCACAAAACAGACAGUAGGUGCUAUGGAUAAAGCUUUGCCUGAGGAAGUUUGGAUUAAAGUUGGAGACACCGUAUGCAAGCAAGUGAUAAACAGAAGAAGUUGCAGCCAAAUAAGCCCAAACAUCGAUCGCAAACCUCUUGGUGAAAUUCACAACCUGCGUGACGACAGGCAGAGCGCUGCGCCUGCCCAGGCUCUGUGGAAGGUGGCACAGUCGAAUUUGAGCAUGCCGAUGCAGAGCAGCACACAGGAUGGGACCUUGCAGCGAAGAGAAAGGCAUAACCGCCUGGAGAGAGACAGAAGGCGCAGAAUCCGGCUGAGCUGUGACGAGCUGAAUCUUCUGGUGCCGUUCUGCACUGUCGAUACGGACAAGGCAACGACUCUGCAGUGGACGGCUGCGUUUCUGAAGUACAUUCAGGAAAGGCACGGUGAUUCUCUGAAACAGGAAUUUGAGACUGUGUUCUGUGGUAAAACAGGCAGGAGACUAAAAAUAGCAAGAUCAGACUCGUUUGUAACGGGCCCAGUGCAGGAAAACCGCGUGACUAUGGAGACCAAGUAG
Molecule: messenger RNA, 1566 nt
Organism: Leptosomus discolor (cuckoo roller)
Lineage: Eukaryota; Metazoa; Chordata; Aves; Leptosomiformes; Leptosomidae
Gene: TCFL5
Product: transcription factor like 5
Biological process (GO): spermatogenesis; regulation of DNA-templated transcription
Cellular component (GO): nucleus
Molecular function (GO): DNA-binding transcription factor activity, RNA polymerase II-specific; RNA polymerase II cis-regulatory region sequence-specific DNA binding; protein dimerization activity
Source: RefSeq, a predicted model, not a curated record